Moesziomyces aphidis is the source of this 1371-nucleotide messenger RNA. The record is from the annotation of a GenBank genome assembly. NCBI's taxonomy places the organism in Eukaryota, Fungi, Basidiomycota, Ustilaginomycetes, Ustilaginales, Ustilaginaceae.
AUGAUGCCUUCUCACCGACCGAACCAACAACCGUGGGCUUCAUUUCCCUUCAUCCUUUCAUUCUUCCAUCCCUUCAUCCCUACAUCCUAUCGUAAUCUGUCUUCACCCAAGACCACAUCCUCCACACCCUCUUUUGUGCUGAAGCGGUACCCUUUAUGCCGCAUCAUGAGUCGCAGCAUCGUAUUGGGCACGAUCAGCUUCGAAGAGGUGCCGGCACACCUCGAGCACCACGCUCAUCCCGCACUGCAUCCCAGCGCGAUCGAGGAGGACGAAGACUUGGACGCACGCUCGCUGGUCUACCUGCUGGGGGACAACGACUUUGAGCGCGCUGCCGUCUUUCUUGCCGCUGAAGAAGCAAGGCGCCGUGCCAACGCGCUUGCUCAAGCCGAAGCCGAAGCCGAGGCGCGCCGCCAGCAAGCGCAGCAGCAGAGGGCGCGUGCGCUGGCGCAACAGCUGGAACAGCUCCUCGACGACGAUGAACAGCUCAUCGACUUGCUUGGUCGACGCAUCCUCGCCAUCAAUGGCCAUCAUGUUCAGGACCUCUGGCAUCCGCACCAACACGAUAGAUAUGCGCACCUUGGCGGCCCCUCGCAUGCCUCGUCCUCACACGCUCUGCCCCGCGCAGGAUUUGAUGGGCGGAGGGACCUGCAUGCGGUUUGGGGCGACUACGAUGCAAGUGCAGGCCCCACAGGCGCUAGUCCGUUUAUCCAUGCCUCGCCGCUAGUCGUACUCGGCAAUGCACCGUACCGCCGCACGAUCGCCGAUCGUACCGCAGGACCUUCUGGAGCGAAGCUCGGCUCGCGAGUCGCCAUCCACCCUCUGACUGGAGUACGCAUGCUUCUGCAGGAUGACCAGUUCGUCGAGCUUCCCGACGCUGGCGACGAGAGCGAUGCCGAGUCGGAAGAAUGGGCGGUGCGUGACGAGUCGGACAUCGACUGGCUCGGGCGCGAACUGCUGCGACGUCGCCUGGGAGCUGACGUGUGGGUGAUCGGUACAGAUGACCGCUCCCCGCCGCCCGUGUCGCCCAAGCAGGCCAAAGAUGAAAGGAAGCAGGAAACGGUGGCGGCAGUGCCGGUGUCGGUUGAAGAGGUGGAGAGCGACGAUGAACUUGUUACCGCCGCCCAAGAAAUGGCCACAGCAAGUCCAGGACCCAGCCACCGCGACACCGGCGCAAGCCCAGCGCAGGCUGAAACACGCAGCAGCAACGACAGCACAGCCAAUACGAGCGGCAAGACCAGGCAACGCGCAGCUACAGUCAUGUCCGAGUCCGAAGAGGAGGAGCUCGAGACGGUAGGAAGAAUCGUCACUGAGCCAGCCGCCAGUCUCAACGACCGACCCAGAAAAGCAGUCAAGGUCGUGGAUCGUCGCUGA